Molecule: messenger RNA, 1756 nt
Organism: Lycium barbarum (goji berry)
Lineage: Eukaryota; Viridiplantae; Streptophyta; Magnoliopsida; Solanales; Solanaceae
Product: F-box protein At3g12350
Exons: 2
Coding region: 227-1576 (449 amino acids)
Biological process (GO): gibberellic acid mediated signaling pathway; SCF-dependent proteasomal ubiquitin-dependent protein catabolic process
Cellular component (GO): SCF ubiquitin ligase complex
Molecular function (GO): protein binding
Source: RefSeq, a predicted model, not a curated record
AUAUUUUUGUUUACUUAUUUUUUUCCGUGCAAGUUACCCUUCAAAGUUCCCCAGCAAAAUCAAAGAUCAGAAGAUAGAAUAAUCCCAUUUCACAAAUAGAAUCAUUCCAUCAUCAAAAUCUCCUCCGACUAUUUUAUCCUCAAAUAAAUCUUCUCUCAACCAAAACCAUUGCCUUAAAAAACAAAAAAAAUCCAAAUCUUUCCUUCAAACCCCAAUUCUCACAAAAAUGGCAAACACAGAUGAAAUUGACAACAUUUCCUCCUUAUCAUUCACUGAUUUCCCUGAAGAUGUUCAGCUCAACAUCCUGUCAUUUCUCACUCUAUCAGAUAUCUCCAAGUUCGCUUGCACUUCAAAACGCUUCGUUUCUCUUUGUCGUGAUGACCCGAAACUCUGGUUUUCCAUGUGUCAACGCAAAUUCGGAUCCAAAACCCAAAUUAACAAAUGGGGUAAUGGUAAGAUUUCAUAUAAAAUUCUUUACAAUACCCUUUUGAUAUAUGAGAAUUUAAUUGGUUUUUGGAGAAGAAGUGGUGCUGAAUGUGAUUCACCGUUAAUCUUUUUUGAAUGGGGUCCAUUUUAUUUAGCUGGUUCUAGGGUAAAACCAUCAAGAAAUGGUAGUUAUGAAGUGAUAAAGUUGCCUUUUUUAUGGAUGGGGAUUACAUCUAAGGGUGAAAUUGUGAACUAUCUUGAUCCUGAUGGGAAAGUUGAGUUGACCGAAAACGCGAUGAAUUUAGAUGAUUUGGGUUCUGCUGUGAGGGAAUUGUUGAUUCCAGUGAAUGUGAAUUUUAAUGGGGGAAGUCAUAUCGUUGUGGAGGAAAAUGGGAGUGCAUUUGGGUAUUCUUGUAAAGUUUCAAGCUCAGGGAAUGUGAGGGAAGAGGAGUAUGAGGAUCUAUGUGGGUCCCCGGGGAGUUUACCGGAUAGGUUGAUGUCUGAGAUUUAUCAGUAUUUUGCGAACAAGACGAGUCGUGGUGGGAAUGGGUCAGCGAGGAGGCAAAGAAGGAGGGAGAAGGAAAGACUAGGAAGAAGGAAGUGGGAGUGCGAAGAUUAUGUGAAAAUAGUGAAUAGUUCGCCUACGCCGGCUAGGCCUUUGCAGGGCUUGUGGAAGGGAUUUUGUGAUGACAUGACGUUGGAGUUCUUCCUCGUCUCAUAUGAUGAUAUUGGUGGCAUUGCUUGCAGAAAAGUUGCGGAGUUAUGUAAACCUACCUCUGCAUAUGCCCCAGUAUUUUGGACUUCGAAUACCAUAUUCAUUAAGUCGCCUUUAUCUUCAGAAGAAGAAAACAUAUAUGAGAGUCGCGUGCAUAUUCAGCCCCUUGCUGAAGCUGAUGACCCAUGUGAGAUUUUGCCUAGUUCUGAUAAGAGAGCAGUCUUGAGCAUGCUUUGCAUGAACUCAAGCUACGACUUGGUUAUUCCUGAUUUGGCAGGAGACACUGUAAAUCCUAGGCAGGCGGAGGGAAGGAUUUGGCAGUAUGAAGAUGGGACCUUUGGGUUUGGGUUUCUGCGAGACGAUUACAUUAUAGACUUGAGGUGUAUUGCUCAAAAUGGUCAGAUAUUGGAGACAGCAGAUUUUUCUAGUGAUUGAUCUUGCUGUGUACAUUAAUAGACAGAUAGAAAUGCAGCAGGAAAUUUCCUAUUUAUAUUCUUGUACAUAUUCGUAGGUUUCUUUUCGCUAGCAAGAUUCUUGUUCUGUUGUGUCAUUUGUGACAGUAAAAUGUUGUUUUCAAUGUAACCUAGGUAUUUUCAAGCUUCCUUUUCUGUGACU